UUUAAUGUGUUUGAAUGCAAUUUGGAGUUGUCUAAUUUAGGCUAACUAAAGACGGCGCCAGAGGAGCUUUAGACAGCGGAACGAGGUUGCGGUCUCAUGCCUUGGCCUUGUGAUACCCUACAUAAAAUAUAGUAUUUAACCAUAUCGUAAACAUAUACGAUACCAUCUGUAGCUCAGCUGCUAGGCUGGCAAAGAGCCUUAGAGUUAAACUUCUAGCUUUAAAUUAAUAACCCAAUAUUUAACUUAGUAAAAAACCCGAUUCUCUGCGGAACAUCCAUUGCCAAAAUGCAAGUAGUUUUAAGGACUGUGAGCUCUCCUUGUCUGAGCAGGCAAUACUCCAAGGUAGACCCCGGCCAGGCGUGCAAGGCAGUCUCGGAGCUGAGCAAGGCAGCAGGCAAGAUAAUGAUGCGGGCUCAAGAGCACAAGCCCAAGUAUGCGACAAAGGCGAAUGAACGCGAUCUAAUCACCAAGUGGGAUCGAGCUGUAGAGCGCAUGCUGGUGAGCGGCAUACGCAAGGUGUUUCCCGAGCACGAGAUCAUCUCCGAGGAGGGCACAGAGGGCACCGCCAAGAGCUGGGUGCUCACCGAUGCACCCACCUGGAUAAUUGAUCCAAUCGAUGGCACAACCAAUUUUGUCCAUGGAUUUCCGCACUUCUGCACCUCAAUUGCCUUGUACGUGGAGAAGAAAGGUGUGCUUGGGUGGAUAGAGAAUCCGAUGCUCAGGCAAAUAUAUAUGACGCAACCUGGCAAUGGGGCUUACUUCAAUGGCCAGCGGAUGCGUGUCAGCGGGCAGCGAGAGCUCAAGCACUCGCUCGUCUAUGUGGAGUGCGCAACUUUGGGGCACGAAGCUGUGGAUUUUGUGAGCUUGUCUAACAUCUUUGAGCUGGGGACUACGGCACACGGGUGAGUGGAGAUUGACAGUUGUAGCCGGAGUCCGUUGAUCCUAAGGUGCGUCUCUACAGCAUACGCAGCAUGGGCUCGUCGGCUCUCAAUUUGGCCCAAGUGGCCAAUGGAGCCUGCGAUGCGUAUCUCCAUUGUGGCUCG
Messenger RNA from Drosophila hydei, 1043 nucleotides. RefSeq names its product inositol monophosphatase 2-like. Gene Ontology annotation, molecular function: inositol monophosphate 1-phosphatase activity. The record is from RefSeq and is a predicted model, not a curated record. The transcript has 2 exons. Gene Ontology annotation, biological process: signal transduction; inositol metabolic process; phosphatidylinositol phosphate biosynthetic process. The coding region runs from base 286 to 906 and encodes 206 amino acids. Lineage: Eukaryota; Metazoa; Arthropoda; Insecta; Diptera; Drosophilidae.